Messenger RNA from Acanthosepion pharaonis, 2175 nucleotides. Lineage: Eukaryota; Metazoa; Mollusca; Cephalopoda; Sepiida; Sepiidae. The record is from the annotation of a GenBank genome assembly.
AUGAUGGUUUCAAUGGAAAAUGAAAACUUUCGCCAACCUAAGUGUUCUGAUGAUAGGAGAGACUCUGGUAUUGACCCACAAACGUUUGUUGAAUCUACAGCGUCGUGCAGUCAACUGGAGAAGCAACAAAAAAACUCUAGUACCCUGAACAUCAGCCAGUCUUCAUGCCUGUCUGAUAUCUCGUUAGAAGCGAAUAAAAUAGACAGCAUCCCUUCAGUUAAAGAAAUGGUUCGUCGGAGAGAAAUGAUGGCACUGAAACCAAGUAUGUCCCUGUCUCAAGCGAUUCCAAUAAAAUCUUCCUCAGAGGUAGAAACACCAGAGGUGAAAGUGAAGCUAAUCGUUCAGCAAUUCGAAUCCUGUCUACAAGAUGAAGGAAAAUCAGAUGCCAGCAACAAAUAUGUUUUACCAAAAUCCGAAGACAGAACCAGAUCUUGUUCAAGGCUACCUUCUUUUAAAUACUCUCUCUCUUCUAUGAAUGAUUCGAACUCUUCUUACUCGGAUUCGUGUUCUUCGUUUAUUAACUUGCUACCGAACAGUGUCACCGUUGCUGCUGCUACGUUAGACAGCCAAUAUAACACCUCGAAAGACAUGUUCGACGCGAGAUCUGAAGAGAAUGCACUUCAUGUAAAUAAGCGUCAGUCCUCGAAACGUAAUUCACUGUCAUCAAGUUUGUGUCUGUCGUCUGAGGAAAAUGUGGUCAAGUUUGAUAAUCUGAGCAAGACUUCCGAAAAAUAUACGUCUGGUACCCUCACACAUCAGAACCUUCAAGACUUGGAUCAAGGGAACCUGCCAGCUUGUCGAUUGACUUCAAAGCAUUCCAUCGAGAAUCUUAGUACGGAUAAUUCUUGUUUCGAUUCUCUUGACAAUUCUCUAAACCCUGUCUAUCAAAUUGAAGUAUCCGAAAACUCCAAGUCAAGUCUCAACGUUAGGAUGUCAUUGGAUUCGGGCUGUAAUUUUGCUGAUCGUACCAGUAACACUUGGCCCCUUACGGAUAACGUAUCUAAACUUGAUGACCACAAUUCCAGCCAUGGAACUAGUUUGUAUAAGUUGGUAAAAUCUCUGAGUGAGGACAAUGCAACUCCAACUAAAACGAGAUCAUCGACUAGUUCGGACUUUGCUCGUUUCAAUAGCUCUGGAUCACGAGCGUCGUCAUCACCAGUAGAAACUAGGUCUUCCAAGGAAUUCUUAUCUGGUGUCUGCCAACAGCAAUCUCCUAAAGGCUCUGAGGAAACUGUAACUGCAAAAUGGAUUUUGGAGAAAUUGAGACACUCUGUCCCAGACUUGGAUAUCUACUAUGAUUCCAAUGAAGUCUGUACAGCUUCAAAGCUUGAAGAAGUAUUUCAAGAUUUGACAAACUUUAUUUCUUCCAAAAGAAAUUCUGAUAAAAACAUGAUUUCUCUAUUCAGAGAAAACAGAUCUGCAAUGAGACUGAUAAGAAAGCAAGCAAAGGACUUGGAAGAUAGAUACAAUCUCCUCCAGUGGAAAUCAGUUUGCACAAAUAGAAGAGUUUCUGAGUUGACCAGCAGACAUCAAGAAGCAAUGGAAGUAGAAGAUAUUUUGAAUGUAAGGCUGGCUAAUAUCCAAGGUGAACUCCCUGAUGGUGUUUGGUUGUCUCCAAGCAGAUCUUUAUCUGGCCUGCUAGAAGCAGUCUUGGAAGGUGAAUCUUUGUUGCUUGCCAACAAGUACAAGAAAGUGAUAGCAGGUCUUCAACAGAAACUGAGAUUUAAGUCUGUGGGGACAGAAAAUAAUUCUAACAAGAACCUUUCAUGUCUACAAUGCCAAAAUCACAACACUGGUGACACGUCAGAUGAUCUUGUGAAAGAAAAAGAGGAACUCCUCCUCUUAAAGGAAGAAAUUUCGACUCUCUGCAGUGAGAUAAAGAAACUAGGCUCUGAGCGUAAUCACCUGCUGAUGGCAAAUAAAACUUUGCAUAAUGAACUACAACAGUCUCACAAGAAGAUUGCUCACUUUGAACGCGAUAUUUGCUCUCACAUUUGUCAACACAAAAAGUUAAAACCCCAAAACUCUAGAGACUGUAACAAUCCCAGGCACUUCUUGGAUAUACAGGAAAUGAGAACUCGGCUUCAAGAACAAAAUCAUAAAAUUGAGCAACAGAACAGAAUUGUGGACUUGCUUGGAGCCCUUAUUAAUGCCACUCGGGAGGUAACCUGUUAA